This is a messenger RNA of Gryllus bimaculatus (two-spotted cricket), 243 nucleotides long. NCBI's taxonomy places the organism in Eukaryota, Metazoa, Arthropoda, Insecta, Orthoptera, Gryllidae. The record is from the annotation of a GenBank genome assembly.
AUGGAGCGGGGCGCGCAGAGGCAGAGGUCCGGCGGGCAGGCAGGUCGCUCCCUCUCUCUCGCGCGCGCGCGCGGUCGAUACGCCGAGAGAGGAGUCGGCUCGCGAAGCGGCUCCCUCAGCCGCCGCGGCAGGCCGGCGGAGGCGUCGCCACUCAGCUCCCUCGCGGUUCGGCUGGCGCUGUCGGGUCUCCGGAGCGUCCGCGACCCGCCCGGACACCUCGCGAAAGUUCUCGGCUGGCACUAG